Messenger RNA from Nerophis lumbriciformis (worm pipefish), 1344 nucleotides. Lineage: Eukaryota; Metazoa; Chordata; Actinopteri; Syngnathiformes; Syngnathidae. The record is from RefSeq and is a predicted model, not a curated record.
AUGUCGUCGCUUCGACAAAAAGGGCAGCAUCCAGGCUACGACACGGAGAAUUUGCUAAGGAUGGCUGAACAGCUGCCAUGUCGGGAGCCUCAAGCUAUCAUGCUACUGUCGCUCAUGGGCGAGCCUCAGCUGUACAGUGUUCCUUCAGUCUUCAUUUAUGGUCAUCGAGCCUCAGGGAAAAGUCACGUGGUGAGCAUUCUGUUGAAGGAACUGGAGCUCCCCAACCUCACCGUCAGCUGCGCCGAGUGCAUCUCCGUCGCCCUGCUCUUCGAGCAAGUCCUGCUGACCUUCUUCGGAGGAGAUGCCGCCGCCGAUCUGCCUCGCUACCCGUCGCUGUCUGAUUUCGUCCGCGUAUACAGGAAGCAUCGCUCUCUCUCUGCCGCUGAACAGACGCGCUACAUUGUGUUGGAAAAAGCAGAGCUUCUGCGUGACAUGGACGCUAAUCUGAUUUCGGUUCUCGUGCGUCUUCAAGAACUGGUGGAGGACAACGUGAGUGUUUUCCUUCUCAGCGAUAUCCCGUGGGACACCUUCCGGCCAAACACGGGCUGCUUGGAGCCUAUACAGCUCCACUUCCCCGAUUAUACCAGAGCGGAGCUUCACCAAAUAUUGUCCCGGGACAGCCACCCGUCCUACUCUGCCGACUUCUACGCCUCCUACAUCCACGUCCUGUUAGGCGUCUUCUACAUAGUCUGCAGGGACCUCCGAGAGCUACGCCACCUGGCUGCGCUCAACUUUGCCAAAUUCUGUGAGCCUGUGACUGAAGGGAAAGCAACCGAAAGCGACUCGCACAAGCUGUGGAGAAACAUCGAGCCUCAUCUGAAGAAAGCCAUGCAAACGGUUUACCUAAGGGAGGUAUCCAGCCUGGAGUGGGAGAAGAAUCAGCAAGUUGAGACGCCAACCGGCCCUUUAAGAGGUUUGUCGGCUCAUACCCACGUGGAAUUGCCGUUUUACUCCAAGUUCCUGCUUAUCGCCGCUUACCUGGCGUCCUACAAUCCCGCCCGCACUGACAAGCGCUUCUUCGUCAAGCAUCACGGCAAAAUCAAGAAAAGCAAAUUCCUGAAAGGGAAUGAAAAGACGAGCAACCACCUUCUGGGACCGAAACCUUUCCCGUUGGACCGCCUGCUCGCCAUCUUUUACAGCGUGGUGGACAGCAGGGUGGCGCCCACAGCUAGCAUCUUCUCUCAGAUUUCCUCGCUGGUCACCUUGCAGCUUUUAACUCAAGUCAGUCACGCCGACCAGCUGGACGCCCCAAAAUAUAAAUGCGCCGUCUCUUUGGACUUCAUUAGCGCUAUUUCCAGGACGGUGAAUUUCGAUAUUGUCAAGUAUCUUUACGACUUCUUAUGA